AUGGAGCGUAAAAUAAUCAGAAGAGAAAAAGAAAGGGAGUAUGAAGGGAGGCACAACAGCCUGGAAGAUGCUGAGCAAGGCAAGAACUGCAAAUCCACGCUGAUGACCCUCAACGUUGGUGGAUAUUUAUACAUUACUCAAAAGCAAACACUGACCAAGUACCCAGACACUUUCCUUGAAGGUGUUGUAAAUGGGAAAAUCCUCUGCCCAUUUGAUGCUGAUGGCCAUUACUUCAUAGACAGGGACGGACUCCUCUUCAGGCACGUCCUAAACUUCCUACGAAAUGGAGAACUUCUAUUGCCCGAAGGGUUUCGAGAAAAUCAACUUCUUGCUCAAGAAGCAGAAUUCUUCCAGCUCAAGGGGCUGGCAGAGGAAGUGAAGUCCAGGUGGGAAAAAGAACAGCUGACACCCCGAGAGACUACUUUCUUGGAAAUAACAGAUAACCAUGAUCGUUCACAAGGACUGAGAAUCUUCUGUAAUGCUCCUGAUUUCAUAUCAAAAAUAAAAUCUCGCAUUGUCCUGGUGUCCAAAAGCAGGCUGGAUGGGUUUCCGGAGGAGUUUUCUGUGUCAUCAAAUAUCAUCCAGUUUAAAUACUUCAUCAAGUCUGAGAAUGGCACUCGACUCGUACUAAAGGAAGACAACACCUUUGUCUGCACCUUGGAAACUCUUAAGUUUGAGGCCAUAAUGAUGGCUUUAAAGUGUGGUUUUAGACUGCUGACCAGCCUGGACUGCUCCAAAGGGUCAAUUGUUCACAGUGAUGCACUUCAUUUUAUCAAGUAA
This is a messenger RNA of Cricetulus griseus (Chinese hamster), 780 nucleotides long. The record is from RefSeq and is a predicted model, not a curated record. NCBI's taxonomy places the organism in Eukaryota, Metazoa, Chordata, Mammalia, Rodentia, Cricetidae.